Molecule: messenger RNA, 786 nt
Organism: Besnoitia besnoiti
Lineage: Eukaryota; Apicomplexa; Conoidasida; Eucoccidiorida; Sarcocystidae
Product: Sybindin family protein
Exons: 2
Coding region: 1-786 (261 amino acids)
Biological process (GO): endoplasmic reticulum to Golgi vesicle-mediated transport
Cellular component (GO): TRAPP complex
Source: RefSeq, a predicted model, not a curated record
AUGAUAUUUUCUUUCUACAUUUUCCACCGGCACCAGUGCAUCUACUCGAUUCUGCUCUCGCAUCGCGAGGAGGCCUUUAUAGACGGCGCCGGCGGGGAGUCGAGUGUCUCUACACCAGGCGCGGGUUCGACUUUGUUCCUGCCAACGGCCGCGGGCCUGUCAGCGAACUCUGGCCGCCCUGGCACUCGCCAAGGCGCGUCGACGGAUGGAAACUUGGCGGCGGGCGCGUCGCUCGGAGGCGGCUCCCAAGCAAGUUUGCUGCCGAGGGGCGCUUCCGCGGCCGGCAAGGCUGCGGAGGACAGUCGCGGCGCCCUUGCCAAAGGAGGUGUCGGCUCUGAGGCUGGGAAUCCGCACACGCGCCAGCAGCAGCACCUCGAGAAACUCCUCAGCGGCCUGCUUUUCUCGAUGAAAACCUUCUGCGAACAAAUCGGACCCCAACCCCAACAGCCCGGCGGGCUGCAGAGCGGCGGCGGGAGAGGAGGCGGCAGCGUCGCCAGUCAGCUUCAGCAGCGAAGAGCCUGCGCUGCCAUCGGCGGUCCCUUCCACGCCUUCACCACCUCCACGUACAAACUCCAUUGCCUCGAAACUCCGACAGGCUACAAAUUCGUCUGCCUCACGUCACCGGAGGUCCCCACGCUGCGCGACAGUCUUCACCACAUUUAUGUCGCGUUCUUUGUCGAGUUUGUCGUGCAGGCGCCCGGCUACCUGCCCGGUCUUGCGGUCACUCAGCCGAUCUUUGUGGAGCAGCUCGUGGCGUUUCUAAAGUCGCUUCCUUACUACACCUGA